UGAUGUGUCUGUGUGAGUGUGUCAGAGCAGCUCACCCCAUCCUCCUGAGGCUCCACAUACAGCUCAUCGCCGAUCCUGGACAGGGAGUGGAUGGCUUUGGCCAGGACUGGACGUUUGAGGAACGCUGCUGUCCCUCCUCCCAUCAUCGCUGAUUUGACUAAAUGUCGGUUGCUGAAGAGGUGUGACUAAAAUAACAUUAGUACUGAAACCACGGACACUUGGUGAAAGAGAAAAAGACUGAAAAGACACAAGAGGACAACAUUCAGGACUAAUUUGGCUUAGCUUUGGGCCAAAACAAAAGACAGAGACUGCUGCUGAAACUUUUGUGGAUUAUGGAGGAGUGGAGGCAGUAUGGCCGCGAAACAUUCAUGAGGAGAAUCAGCCUGCACAGAGAAAAAGAAGAAUUUCUGCCUUAGAAGUUAAACCGUAAGAAAUGGACCUGUCUUAAUAUUUGUGUUGAGAAACUGGUAAUAUCAUCAUGGAGAAAGAUUGGAAUAUAAAAACGGAAGAAAACAACCAUCAGAGGUGUCAUGAUUGACACACAGCUAUAUUUUCUGUCAUGUCUCCAGUUUCUUUUUAAGGCAACACAUUACAUAAGACUGUGUGGAAUACCUCCCUGUUUAGAAGACUAUUUUGUUGUCUUGCACUCAUUUUUGCCAUGCUUUUCUGUGUCUUCUGGAUUUGAUACACAGCACUUCUGUUCCUAGAUGUCUCAGUCAAAUAAAGACUCUCAGGCCUUGCUGCAGUCUAUGCUGCAGAGACUGAAGCUCCAGCCAGGAAAAGAGGGUCAGGCAUACCUGCACACACCUGUAUCCACCACAGCUGCUUCCACAUGGGGGCAAGACGGAAAAGGAGGAGCCUCCAACUUCCAGAAAGUGAACAGCAAGGACGUAAAUGGAUUUGAGUUUGGUACUAAUGGUGUCAGCUCAAAGGACUUUGGGAUCUCUGCUGUGGACAGUAACUUUGGCCUCAAAGGUGGGGAAGUACAUCAACCAGAUAAUGGCAGUGAAGUAGACAAGGGUCUUGUUUCCUUUCCCUCCCAGAAAGACAACAUUGAUGGUGAGGACAGGGUGUUGGGACAGGCCACUCAGCCUGGGAUCACCCCAGCAGGAACAGGGCAGCUGCUUCCUGCCAAAUCACUUAAGGAUGCUGAAAUCACUUCCUUUCAGAGGACUGAUGGGGCAAGGGUGAGUUUUGGCAGUUCAGCAACGACAACACACAUCCCUAGUAAUAAAAAUGCUGCCACAAGCGUUGGACAGAGUCAGGACCAGGAGCAGGUCCAGAGUUAUACCCCAAAAGAGUAUGCAUGGGCCUCAAAGCCUACAGAUGCAAAUCUUGCCAGUCAAGAGAAUGAAGUGUUUCAUAUGGGAAAUGGAGGUUUUGGGGCUUUGGCAGAAAGUAAAGACAUGCAGAUUGUCUCGAGAAGAAACCAGAGAUCAUCUGAGACUAAAACGAGGAGAUGGACUCAGAAGAUCAAGGAGAGAUGGAGGGACAGGCAGGGCAGUUUUGGCAAAAAGGGAAAAGAAGGAGGGAGAGUCGACCGGAAGAGUGAGCAAGGAACUGAAGCUAUUUCACCUGAAAACCACCUUCUGAAGACAGAAAAUCUCACCAACACAUCAAAUAAGGAGGAAGAAAGGCCCCUUCUUUCACUCGGUCGCAGCGAUCCCAGUAACAUCCCUCCUACACACACAGAGGGCGGCACUAAUGAGGGAUCUCUAAGGUCGACCAGUGACUUUGAGUUUGGUCUGGGUUCGUUUAGUUUGCUGGAUGAGAUCGUCACAGGUCAAGAGUGGGCCAAGUUCCUAAACCCCAGUAAUUCUGCUGCCUCAGCCAAUCAGAGACCAUCAGAACUCCAAAUAACGCCGAAUCCUCAUGAUAGAGGUCAGUCAUCUGUGAGUGUGAACCAACGUGGAGCUGUGAACAACCAGAGGAGCUUCAGGGGAACUGAGGCAUCACCAGAUUUAGAUUUCAGCAUGGCGCAAAUAUCGCCUGAUGCUUUCCAGCCGGUCAGUAUGGACGUUAUAGAAGGACAACAAACUGCAGUACAGGAUGUUCACAGUGAGGUGGACCAUUUGGAACCAAUGGAGCAUGGACGCGCCCGAAGAACUCGUCCAUUUGUAAAGCCUGCAGAUAUUCUGGACAGCUCAGCACUGAGGAGCAGAGUCCAGCUCAGCAGGAAGAGGCAGCAUCAGUCAGCUGAGAGGCUGCAGACAGACAAAACAAGUGAUGGAACAGAGGCAAACAGAGAGGCGUCCAUAUCUUCAAUGAGCCCAAUGAGCAACCACGUGAUGGAGGAGACGGGAGAGUCACAACAUGAUAACCUCGUGCCUCUGUACACCCUCAACUCUCCUCCUCCGCCUCUCUCUCCAUUUACUCCUUUCACUCCUGCGCCCCGGGGUGUCCUCAAACACUCCAUUUCCCAGGAUUCACAGUUCUCCAUGGAAACAGUGACAAAAAGGAGGCGAGUCGAGGAGAACCGGCGAGUUCAUUUCUCAGAGGAGGUGGUGACAAUCCCGCCUCCAGAGAUGGAUAUGGAUGCUACGGACUCGGAGGAGGACUCAGGAGCAGACGAGGACUCUGUGAUAGAGGAGGGUGAGGAGGAGCAGGCAUCGAUCGAGGAGGUGGCAUCGCCAACACGCCGGUCUGUUCUCCCUGCCUGGAUACUGGCUCUGAAGAGGAGGAACACAGGCAGGAAGCUCAGAUAGGAGCUUUUACUCUCACAGACUUGUCUUUCUUAAAAUGAGUUACUUCUGGACACUUAAAAUGCUUCUGUGUGUUUUAUCAUCCCUCUCCACACCACCAAAUUAUAAUUGGUGCCGUGUUGAGAUUAUUUCAAGUUUUUACAAGUUGUUUUUUUUUUCACCUUCAAAGGGAAACUUUGGUAUUUUUAAACCAUUUACACAACUAUUUUCUACACCUUUGUUUUCACCGUUUCAUAAUGAGAGUUCUCCUUGAGCAAGACUUGGUUGGACACAACAAACGGACUGGAUCAAGUGAAAUAUAAAUAAAAUGUUUUAUAUCUCCUUGGUGUUCUUUUCAUACUGUUGUCACUUAUAAUAACAAUCUAAGCCUGUCAGUGACUAAACAAGCACGAAGUUGACGUACAUGGACCUGGCACAAUUGCAAUUACAUUGCAGCACUAAGUCAAUACUGGAUCAAUUUCGAAAUUGUUGCCCCUAUUAGAGACUCAGACAUGAAUACAGAAAUUAAUUUAAUUCAACAAAUUCAUCCAGGUUUAAGA
Molecule: messenger RNA, 3241 nt
Organism: Centropristis striata (black sea bass)
Lineage: Eukaryota; Metazoa; Chordata; Actinopteri; Perciformes; Serranidae
Exons: 7
Coding region: 708-2705 (665 amino acids)
Source: RefSeq, a predicted model, not a curated record